CUUGGAGCAUGAUCUGCUCAUGGAUCAACUGCCUGAACCAGAGCUGGAGGUGAUCAGCAGGACAACUGCACAACCCAGUUGCUAAGCCGCACACCAGCAGUUUACUGAAUUGCCCCGUGUAAGAUGAUGUCACAGAGCUGAAUGAUGUCACAGAGCAUGUGAAGCACAUCUCUUGCACGCAGCUCCGGAAUGCACUGCAAUGGCUCCAGCUCUGCAAGCUCCCAGAAUGAUGAACUCUGCUCUCCAGCACUACUCCAGAAGACCAUCCAGAAUACAAACUGCACAUUUGUCCCCCUCCAGGCGCCGUACGGUUUCCCGGAAGUGUUACCAUGGGAACAGCGGGACGUUUGUGCCAAGGGGCUACAAGAUGGAGAAAUACCAGAAAAUCCGGGUGGUCGGCAGAGGGGCAUUUGGGAUUGUGCACUUAUGCCUGCGAAAAGCUGACCAGAAGUUGGUGAUCAUUAAGCAAAUACCUGUGGAGCAGAUGACCAAGGAUGAGCGCCUCGCAGCACAGAAUGAAUGUCAAGUGCUAAAACUAUUAAGUCAUCCAAACAUUAUUGAAUACUAUGAGAAUUUUCUGGAAGACAAGGCCCUUAUGAUCGCCAUGGAGUACGCUCCAGGUGGCACAUUGGCUGAAUACAUCCAGAAACGCUGUAAUUCACUUCUAGAUGAGGAUACCAUAUUGCACUUCUUUGUCCAACUCCUCCUUGCCCUCCAUCAUGUGCACAACAAGCUCAUCCUUCACCGGGACUUGAAAACCCAGAACAUCCUGUUGGACAAACACCAGAUGAUUGUCAAGAUUGGGGACUUUGGUAUUUCAAAAAUUCUCAGUAGUAAGAGCAAGGCCUACACUGUGGUGGGAACCCCGUGUUACAUCUCUCCUGAACUGUGUGAAGGAAAACCCUAUAAUCAGAAAAGUGACAUUUGGGCACUGGGCUGUGUCCUCUACGAGCUCACAACCUUGAAAAGGGCAUUUGAAGCUGCAAAUUUGCCAGCAUUAGUGCUGAAGAUCAUGAGUGGGACAUUUACCCCAAUAUCAGACCGCUACAGUCCUGAACUACGACAUCUCAUACUUGAAAUGCUCAAUCUGGACCCUUCCAAGAGACCACAGUUGAAUGAGAUCAUGGCUCAUCCUAUCUGUAUACCUGCACUACUCAACUUGUACAGUGACAUCGGCAGCAUCAAAAUGAGGGUGGAGAAGCCGCUGGCUGCAAUGCCUUCAGUGUCCCGAGGACGGUCUACUGGGCGAAUCCCUAGUGCCAGAUCCCGUGGUGGCCGUGUGGGGUAUUCUGCAAAGUCAGGCAUUCCUCCCCCUCUGUCCUCUGUGUACACUUGGGGAAGUGGGAUCAUCGCUCCUCUCCGCCUUCCUAUGCUGAAUACAGAGGUGGUCCAGGUUUCAGCUGGUAGAACACAGAAGGCUGGAGUCACCAAGUCUGGGAGACUCAUCAUGUGGGAGGCACCCCCUAUAGGAGCUGGUGCGCCUUCUCUCCCUGGUUCCAUAGACCAUGCUCAGCCUCAGUUCAUCUCCCGUUUCCUGGAGGGUCAGUCUGGAGUAACCAUCAAGCAUGUGUCUUGCGGAGACCUUUUUACAGCUUGCUUAACAGACAGAGGCAUCAUUAUGACAUUUGGCAGUGGGAGCAAUGGCUGCUUGGGACAUGCCAAUUUUAACGAUGUCACUCAACCCAAGAUAGUUGAAGCUCUCCUGGGUUAUGAGAUAGUUCACGUGUCCUGUGGGGCUUCACAUGUUCUCGCUGUUUCUAAUGAGAAAGAAGUGUUUUCCUGGGGCCGUGGGGACAAUGGGAGGCUUGGUCUGGGUAAUCAGGAAUCCCACAAUGCACCCCAGCAGGUAGUCAUCCCACAGGAGUUUGAACCUCAGAGAGUCGUGUGUGGCAUUGACAGUUCUAUGAUUCUCACAGUGGGACAUCAGCUCCUGGCCUGUGGCAGUAACAGGUUUAACAAGCUGGGCCUAGAUCAUAACCUGUCUACUAGUGAGCACCCUCCUGAGGACCAAGUGGAAGAGGCCUACACCUUCACUGCAGUGCAGUCAGCACCUCUGAAUCAGGAGGCCAUCUUGUGUGCUGAUGUGGGCACCUCCCAUUCUGCUGUAGUUAUGGCCCAGGGUCAGUGUUACACCUUUGGCAGCAAUCAGCAUGGACAGUUGGGGACCAGCGCUCACCGACACAGUAGAAUCCCCUUUCUUGUGAGCGCACCAAAGCUGACAAUGGUGGCUUGUGGUGAUGCCUUCACAGUAGCUGUUUGUGCAGAUGGACAAGUCUUCACCUGGGGAAAAGGAGCCAGAGGACGAUUAGGGCGCAGAGAUGAGGGAAUCGGGACACCUAAAAUGGUCCAGCUGGAGGAGAGUCACCCCUAUACUGUGACUUCAGUGGCAUGUUGCCAUGGCAACACUCUAUUAGCUGUGAAACCAGGCGCUGAAGAUGUUUCUGUGUGAGAAGGAAGAGACGUCAUGACAGAUCAGUGGACUUGUUCCUGAGCCAAAGUUAUCAAAUAAAUCUCCCCUGCAAAGCCUUCCCUGACAAAGUACUGUCAGCAGGAGCCUGGAUACACACACUUACUGUUUUACUGUCUGUCAAAUAUCUCUACAAUUUGUGUACUUAUCACUUGUUACAUGGAGAAUGCAUUUGCAGAUCUAUGGGGGUAAUUCCAAGUUGAUCACAGCAGGAAAUUUUUUAGCAGUUGGGCAAAACCAUGUGCACUGCAGGGGAGGCAGAUAUAACGUGCAGAGAGAGAUAGAUUUGGGUGUGGUGAGUUCAAUCUGCAAUCUAAAUUGCAGUGUAAAAAUAAAGCAGCCAGUAUUUACCCUGCACAGAAACAAAAUAACCCACCCAAAUCUAACUCUCCCUGCAAAUGUUAUAUCUGCCCCCUCUGCAGUGCACAUGGUUUUGCCCAAUUGCUAACAAAGUUCCUGCUGCGAUCAACUUGGAAUUACCCCGUAUAGCUGCAAAAUGAACAUGAAAAAAGGCCAUUGGAAGCUUUGGAUCAUUGGUAGAAGCUUGCCAAUGGCUGUAUUUUAUCCACAGAAAUUUGGUUUGCAUGCAAUGGAAUCCAGCCACGAGUAUAUGUUUAAAUAUUUGUUAUGUAAAUUACGUUUUUCUAAACAAAUGUAGAACCUUUUGAUAUAGUGGGUAUAUUUAUAUAUUUACAUUAUUUUUGGCAGAGUUAUUACAAGAGAAUUACUCCUUUUAGGCAGCCUUUUACAAUUGCUAAGGAAUCUCAUACAUUUUAAAGGGCAUUUAAACAGCAAAGAUGUGUUACUAGAUUAUGUGAAAAUAAUUGACAUUUUUUUUAUGAAUCUAAAGUCUAGUUUUAGAUUUUUAAAUGGGCAAUUUAAAUUCCAUAUCUGCCUAUUUAUAAUAUUCUUUGUUUCUAGGUUUUGUACAAAUUGUAUAGAUAGAACAGACAGCAACAUAUUUUCUGCAUAAUCUAUGAAGCCUACAAAAACCUUUUCCAGUAUUAAUUUACCGAUCACAUUUAGAAGUGACUAGUAAAUAUUUUAGCAGGAUGUAAUAAUACUCUUUUAAAAUAAUAAGAGAGAAUGGAGGCAGAGGUAGUUUCAGAAUUUUCAUGUGUCUGCUUUUUAUUUUGCAUUUAUUUAUUCAUCUGAAACAUGAGUAUCUCUAGUGCCUGCAUGAUGUCACUAGUUCUUACUGAGCUGAUUACUGAUGCAGCCCAAAAUACAUGGUCGCGUCACAUUAUAAUGACCACCAGCUAAUAACCAGAGUAACCGGGCUGGGAGUGACUCAAUGUGCUGGUAGCUUUGCACAGGUAUCUAGAGCCAUGCUGACUGCAGUUCAUCCCACAGCUGCUGGAGGCUGCAUGGCGAAGGAUCCAUAGAGGGAACACAACAAUGAAGGUGGUGUCACAGAUGCUUAGUUGGGUCCAAGUCUGGGGAAUUAGGGGGCCAUUUAAGUACUUGGAAGUCUUUGUUUUGCUUGUCCAACCACUGUCGGAUAUUUCUAGACGUGUGACAUGUUGCGUUGUUUUCCUGGAAGAUCCCAUCCACCCCAGAUAAGACAAUCUGCAUGUAUGGGUGUAAAUGAUCUGCAAGGAUGGAUUCAUAACCAAAUUGAUGGAAAGUGCCUUCCACAUGGAUGAGUGGGCCCAGAGAAUGCCACGAAAACAUUCCCCAUGCCAUGACGCUGCCACCACCAGCUUGUGUUCUCCCAGCAAUGGUUGCAGGGUGUUUGUUCUCUGAUGUUUCUCAUCUGACAUGCCAACGUCCAUCCGUUCGAUGAAGUAGAAAAUGUGACUCAUCGGAGAAGGCAACCCUUCGCCAAUUACCGGAGGUCCAAUUCCAAUAAAACCAUGCAAAUUGAAGCCUUUUCCGCCGAUGCACCUUCGUUAGCAUAGGUGCAGUGAUCAUCCAUUUGCUUUGGAGCCCCAUAGGCGGCAGGGUUUGCUGAACUGACGUUUUAGACACAUGUCUGGUAUCCCCCAGGAUCAUUUUGAUGGUGAGCUGCUCCACUCUAGUGUGUUGGUCGGCCCUCACGCACCUUCAUAGCUGACGUUCACCUCUCACAUCAGUGGCAGUGGUGCUUUGCAGGUUCCACGUCGGUAAUUCGCAGUGGUGCCAUUUGUCCGGUCACGAUACAUCUUCACCAUAGCAACACGUGAACAGUUCACAAACUGCGAUGUUUCAGAAAUACUGCCACCCUUGGCCCGAAAGCUGAUAAUUAUCCCUUUUUUGGAAUGCUGAUAAAUCCCCCCAUUUAUCCAUGACAGUAGCAAGUGAUAUGUGUGCAGACGGCAUAUUGCACACCUUAUAUACCCACCAAGCCAGCGCACAACAUGUGACGUACUUCAUGGGCUACGCGCUGCCGACGUCAAAUGUACAAGGUGGUCAUAAUAAUGUGACUAGAUCAUGAAUAAGCUACAUCCACAUUGUGUAGACGACAAGACCCCAUUAAUAUACUGCAAAGAAACUAUUCAUUGUUUUUCCAAUUGUUUGAUAUGCACCAAAGUGUUUUUAUUUGCUUUUUGUUUCUCUUGAGUCUGGUAUGUUUUUAAUUAUAAAACAAAACACUCUUGUUAAUGAGCACUAAUUUUACCUUGCUACGAGUACACUUUAAACAUAUAUAAAGAAAUAAUAUAUAAAUUAUUAUGCAACAUGUAUUGAGUACUGCACACCAGCACAUCGAGUCAUGUAAAAUGGUAAAUAUAGAGGAAAUGAUUCCGUAAUUAUAAAAUAUACUUUCUUGUUUAAAUGACUAAGUGAAAGAUUGGAACCUGAGGAGCCCAGCUAUAUAUACCAGUCAGAUAAUUUAGCAAUUUUAUUAUGUAUUGUUCUAUGGGCCUGGUUCAGACCUGAACGCUGCUGUGCGUUUUCGCACAGUGGGCGAUUAUCGAUAGACUGCUCAUGCGUAUGCACCGCAAUGCGCACAUGCGUCGCCAAACAACAGGCACCGCCGAACAGCGACAAGCUGGUGCAAAAAUUUCAAUCACACAGCCAUUUGCAUGCUGAUUGACAGGAAGAGGCCGUUUGUGGGUGGUAACUAACUGUUUUCAGGGAGUGUCAGGGAAAACGCAGGCGUGUCCAAGCGUUUUCAUGGAGGGUGUGUGACGUCAGCUUCGGACCCGAUCAGCCUGUUCUCAUCACACUGUAGGAGUAAGUCCUGGGCUGUGCACAGACUGCACACACUAGUAAAAACAUUAGAGAGUGAGUGACUUGCGAACGUAUUUGCAGCUGUCCGCUGACUGAGGGAUAUUUGUAGCAUGGCGUACACAUGCGAUCGCACACUUGCAUAGGGCGAAUAUACACUCCCCUUGGGCGGCGACUAUCUGAAUGUAGGACAGCAAAAUUAUCAGCCCAGCGAUCAGGUCUGACUUAGGCCCUAUAUUUGUCACUAAAGCUCCUCAUAUAUUAGUACUAUUUUGCACAUUUUUGUACUUUAUAUCUAUCAGAUGGAUCUUUGCUUGUGACUGGAUCCUGAAAUGGAGCUCCACAAUUAAGAGACUCAUACUUAAAAAGCAUUGUAUUAAAUGAUUGUAUUUCA
Molecule: messenger RNA, 6011 nt
Organism: Pseudophryne corroboree (corroboree frog)
Lineage: Eukaryota; Metazoa; Chordata; Amphibia; Anura; Myobatrachidae
Gene: NEK8
Product: NIMA related kinase 8
Exons: 18
Coding region: 200-2449 (749 amino acids)
Biological process (GO): protein phosphorylation; animal organ morphogenesis
Cellular component (GO): cilium
Molecular function (GO): ATP binding; protein kinase activity
Source: RefSeq, a predicted model, not a curated record